Molecule: messenger RNA, 1685 nt
Organism: Nylanderia fulva
Lineage: Eukaryota; Metazoa; Arthropoda; Insecta; Hymenoptera; Formicidae
Product: dnaJ homolog subfamily C member 5
Biological process (GO): regulation of neuromuscular synaptic transmission
Cellular component (GO): type Is terminal bouton
Source: RefSeq, a predicted model, not a curated record
GGGUUCUUUCAGCGCCGCUUUGGCGCAUAUGCGUCGAUCAGCUGAACUAAAAUAUUGAAUUCACCUUUCGUGUGUGGUGUUGAUGAUACUCUGAAAUAUUUCUGUUAAAAAGAAUGCGCGUAUUUUCGUAUGAUACAUGGAUAAAAUGUUCGCGUAGUAACAAUUUGUAAAAUUUAUUUAAAGUGUUUCAUUAUUUGUAUUAUUAGAUUGACAAACUCGUGGAGCAUUAUUCGCCAUGGAUAGAAGAAAAAUGUCUACAGCAGGGGAUUCCCUCUAUCAGAUUUUGGAAAUUCCAAAAACUGCCACUUCAGAGGAAAUUAAAAAGACAUAUAGAAGAUUGGCUCUGAAGUAUCAUCCUGACAAGAAUCCUAAUAAUCCAGAGGCAGCUGAAAAGUUUAAAGAAAUAAAUAGGGCGCACGCUAUAUUGACAGAUUUAACAAAGCGUAACAUAUACGACAACUAUGGAUCUCUUGGUCUAUAUGUUGCGGAACAAUUUGGAGAAGAAAAUGUUAAUGCUUACUUUGUUGUCACUUCUGGAUGGUGUAAGGCACUGUUCAUGUUUUGUGGACUAAUUACAGCUUGUUACUGUUGUUGCUGUUGUUGCUGCUGUUGCAAUUUUUGUUGCGGUAAAUGUAAACCAACUCCUCCUGAAGAUAGCGGUGCAUACCAUAAUUUACAGCGGAACCAGAAUCCAGAGGCUGUUGUGACAAAUCAACCUAGAGGUUUUGGCAAGGAAGAUGAAAGCGAUGAUGAUGCUGUGACAGCUCAACCUCAAAGUGGUACAUCGCAAAAUGCAUCUAACAUACAGCAACCUAUAUUUGCCAUGCCUGCACCAGGAUCGGCGGCACCAACGUCAACAGUGAACGAAAGCACGAAUUUAAACAGUGGCGGUGAACGUGUGAUUUAUACCACUGCAGCUGCUACAAACCCAUUCAUAGGAGCCAAUGCAGCUACAACUGACACUGGACCAUCCAGAUGGUAGACUGAGUACAUGGAAAAUUAUCCCAAACUGAUGGACAUUCAAUUUAUAUUUCUAGUGCCGGAUCUUUAAAAAAUAGCUCAUUAUAAUAUAGAUCAUAAGUUUAUUGUUUUGAUAAAAUAGAUGCUACAGUUUAAUAUAAUAACUUACUUUUCUUUUUUCUAUUUCUCUUUCCUUGUAUGCAAAGUCUUUAUUAUUUUUCCUUUAUUGUAUUCUACAUAUAACAAAACUGUUCAAAUAGGCUACGUUAUUAUCAUUGGAAACAAUUUUAUCCUUAAAAUGAUUCAAAGUUGUAUAUUUUGUCGGUCUCUACACAUAGUGUAUUGACUAGUAUUAUAUAUAUAAUGAUGUGAGAGAAUUAGAACGCCUUUUGGUGUGAUGUAUUUAAGUUUAUAUCUCUCCACACGUAAAAUUUGGUAAAAAGUAUAAUCCCAUAUAUACCAAUGACGUAUCGCUAUGUAUUUAUAUAUGUAUCGAUUAAUUUCAACAUUUAUGCCGCAUCGAUUAAAUGAUGCACAGCAUGCCUAUAAUAAGAUUUCUUUAAUUAUAAAUAUUUAUCUGUAUUGUCCAAAUGUGCUCAUGUAAAUGACAAAUAUAUUGUCAAUCUGCAAGAAUAUUUUCAGGACUUCUAACAAUAUAUACGAUAAUCGCAUAUGUAAUUUAUAUUGUAACGUAAAUGUGUGAGAGAUAAAUCGAUUGAACGUAA